AUGAAGGAAAAGAAGGGAAGACGCAAGGACGCAAUCGAACGAUUUAUCGAAUCGAACCAAACGGUCGUGCUGUCAAGUCUCAGCCAGCUGCGAUACAGUAUCCUAUGCGAGGGCCUUCCGAAGGAUAAUGGAUUGUGUCCGUACAGAACGUAUGUUUGGUCCAUCCUCCUGCGAGUCGAGCCUCUAGACGUCGACUACUACGCCAGCCUUGUCGACCGAGGGCCGUCGAAUGUGUUUGCCAAAAUCCAAAACGACGCGUUCCGCACCUUUCAAAAAGACGAGGAGUUCAGCCGCAAAGUGUCCACGAGUGUUUUGAUGCGCAUCCUAAACUCGCACGCCCUGGAAGUCGAAAGCCUCGAGCUGCACAACUCGGCAGGAGCUCCCGCGUCGCCCUACGUCCAAGGAAUGAAUAUCUUGGCGGCACCGUUUGCGUACGUUUGCAGAAGCGAAGUCGAGGCCUUUGCUCUGUACUCGCAACUGGUAAGCCGCUACAUGCCACUAUACACCACGCCCAACCUGCUGGGCGUUCUGAACGGUGUCAAACUGGUGGACAUUAUAUUACAGUUGAUCGAUCCUAAGUUGUACAAUUUUCUGAAGUCUAAGAUGCUCACGGCCAAGAUUUAUGCCCUUCCGUCUGUGCUAACGCUGAGCGCAUGUACGCCGCCCUUAGACCAAGUGCUGGAGCUUUGGGAUUUUCUGUUCAGCUACGGCGUGCACCUGAAUAUAUUCUUCGUGGUGGCCCAGACGAUUCUGAUAAGGGACGAGCUACUGAAGUCCGCCAAUCCUAUGCUGUUGCUGAGAGAGCUGCCGCGACUGGACGCGCGCAAGAUCAUCAAGCUAUCGCUCACCUUUGUGAAACAGACCCCAGACCAGCUGUAUGACAUAAUCGUGAGACACGCAAGGGAGAACGUGGAGGAAGAAAUCGCCGACUGGGAGAGCAGCUAGAACAGCGCCCUGCUGAAAUCCUCUGUCUCGUAAAAUGCCGCCAGGAUGGUGCGGCCAUUGAAUUUGCGUCCAGCGAGAGCCUCGGCGCACUUCUGGGCCUCUUCCGAUGUGGCAAACUUCACAAAAAUUCUGCCCACCUCAGGUUUCGUAGGCAUGCCCGGCCGGAAAUCUGCCUCGGGUCUGGGAAUUAGCACUUUUUCAGCAUGUCCAUGAUAAGAGCACUCAGUCUCGAAGGCCACCUUUAUAUCGUUGUAUUUCACCGAGUCAACCAGAUCUUCGACUGCGACACAGUUGAGAAAUUGCACUAUUUCCGUAGGCGCAUGCGGGCUGAUCUUAUCGGACUUGAGCGCACCAAACAGCGUUUCGGCGGAUAAAAUGACAGCCUGCUCAUACUUGCGCUCCGGAUUUUCGCAGGCCCUGAAUAUCUGGAGUUCAUGAUCGUCUAUGGCUAGUUCGUUGAGUUUAGUCAAAACCUCCGAGUCUUCGCUCACCAUCUCAAAAAAUGCAAUUCCCUUGGACUCAUACGACAGUUUGUCAAUAACCUGUGCCAACGAGCGCACUUUUCCCAGUGGUUGCAAAACCUCGAGAAGCUUUUCUCGUGGUGUGCCAUAGGGAACGUUUCUGGCCACGUACAGCUGGGACGACUCCACCACGUCCUCCGAAGGCUCCGCCGGAACAGACGUAUCGUUCGGGUUGAAUACUACGUAUUCUUUUGGCCGCUCAAAACUCAGCGUAGUGUUCAGCUCGGGCACAUCGAGCCCUGUCAGCGCAAAAAGCGCCGUGGCCACCGUGGAGCGCAGGGUCUGAAUAAUUACUGUCCUGGGAUCCUGGGUCGGGUGUAUCUGGAUCUUCACGUCUUCGUAAUUCACGUUGGGGACAAUAUUGGCAAGCAAAUAGUUUUCCAAAUGCUUUUUUACGCGUUCCAGCCGAACGACGCUGAAGUCUGCUCGCAGAAUGAGUGUCUUGGCCACACGCGAGUCCAGCGGCGUCAGCUUCGAGUUCUGGAACGCCUGCGACCGGUAAUUUGAGGCAGCGUGCGAUAAAAGUCUUUGUAUUUCUGUCGGGUCUGUAGUUCUGGGGGGCUCGCCUGGCUCAGGGAACAGUCCACAUGCCUUGGCGCGUGCAGCGCUCACUCCCUCAAACCCAGGCGCUGGUUUGUCCCACAGAGACACCCGUGCGAUUUUUUCUAGCGGCGGACAGCUGUUUUGGAACGAUGGCCUACCAUUAGCAGGUCGAUAUUCCCUAUUUCGUGCGUAUCCUCUAUCGUACCAGCCCUCUUCAUAGUAUCCUCUCUGUUCUCUAUAAGAGCCACGAUGGUCUCUGUAAAAGUCCCUGGUGUCUCUGGUGUCUCUGUCGUUUCUGGGUCUGCGGUAAUCUCGACGAGGCCCUCUGGGAAGGUUUUCC
Messenger RNA from Ogataea polymorpha, 2349 nucleotides. RefSeq lists its product as uncharacterized. The transcript has a single exon. NCBI's taxonomy places the organism in Eukaryota, Fungi, Ascomycota, Pichiomycetes, Pichiales, Pichiaceae. The record is from RefSeq and is a predicted model, not a curated record. Gene Ontology annotation, biological process: negative regulation of septation initiation signaling; activation of GTPase activity. Gene Ontology annotation, molecular function: GTPase activator activity. Bases 1 to 945 code for a protein of 314 amino acids. Gene Ontology annotation, cellular component: mitotic spindle pole body.